GUGGAUGUCACUAGUAGGGCUGUGAUGGAAAUAAUGACGAAGACAAUUGAAUAUCUUCAACCCAAUCCAGCCUCCAGAGCCAAACUCAGCAUGCUCAACACCAUGUCUAAAAUUAGAGGCCAAGAAAAAGGACCUGGGUAUCCUCAAGCGGAGGCCCUGCUUGCAGAUGCAAUGCAAAAAUUUGGGAAAGAACUCGGAGAUGAGUGCAAUUUUGGCCCAGCUUUAGGCGAUGUUGGAGAAGCGAUGAGGGACUUGUCUGAGGUGAAAGAUGCUUUGGAUAUUAAUGUGAAGCAGAAUUUCAUCGAUCCGUUGCAAAAUCUCCAUGACAAAGAUCUGCGGGAAAUACAGCACCAUCUUAAAAAAUUGGAGGGCAGACGCCUAGACUUUGAUUACAAGAAGAAAAGGCAAGGCAAGAUCCCCGAUGAAGAACUCCGACAAGCUCUGGAGAAGUUUGAUGAAUCAAAAGAGAUUGCUGAAUCAAGCAUGUUUAAUCUGCUAGAGAUGGAUGUUGAACAAGUGAGCCAGCUUUGUGCGCUAGUACAAGCCCAGGUGGAGUACCACAGGCAAGCCACAGAGAUCCUGCAACAAGUUAGUCUCAAGCUGGAAGAAAGAAUAAAAGAAACGUCAGUUCAGCCCAGAAGAGAAUAUCAGCCAAAGCCCCGUAUGACCUUGGAAUUAUGUGACAAUGGUCAACACAAUGGAGGGCUCUCUAAUGCUACUACUCCUAAGCCUUCAGGUGGCGCUGCUAUGGAUCAGCCAUGUUGUCGAGCUCUGUAUGACUUUGACCCUGAAAAUGAAGGGGAACUCGGUUUUAAAGAAGGCGAUGUCAUCACCCUCACUAACCAGAUUGAUGAUAACUGGUAUGAAGGGAUGCUUCAUGGGCAGUCCGGCUUCUUCCCCAUCAAUUAUGUGGAAAUUCUUGUUCCUUUGCCUCAUUAGGGUGGCCCGUCCAUCCUGUCGG
Messenger RNA from Protobothrops mucrosquamatus (brown spotted pit viper), 961 nucleotides. Its product is annotated as endophilin-A1. The coding region runs from base 25 to 939 and encodes 304 amino acids. Gene Ontology annotation, cellular component: glutamatergic synapse; presynapse; cytoplasm. NCBI's taxonomy places the organism in Eukaryota, Metazoa, Chordata, Lepidosauria, Squamata, Viperidae. The record is from RefSeq and is a predicted model, not a curated record. The transcript has 7 exons. Gene Ontology annotation, molecular function: protein binding. Gene Ontology annotation, biological process: synaptic vesicle uncoating.